AUGCAAAUGCUACUCCUGCCGGCGGUUCGCUCCGGCACAGCGGCAUCUGCGGUGUUGCCAACCCCCACUCUUCUACACCGCCUAAAGCACCGAGCAUUCCUCUCUCCUCCGAAUUCCCUACCAAUCUCUCACAAAUCAACACAACCUCUCCCGUUAUUCUCUUACAGUAGCUUAUUACCUAGUUACGAUCCUCUUAAGAACAAAACGUCAAAACUUUUAUCUACCCAGACAAACGCUUCCAAUGCAACUGCUCCUGCCUUCAAUUCCCAAAACGACGAGUCAGAAAGGGCAAAACUUGCUCAGGUGGCAAAGAGAUUAGAGAAUACAUCAAGGUAUUUUAAGCGGUUGGGUAAUCUAGGAUUUUGGGGGCAGCUAAUAUGUACUACAGUGGCAGCUGUGAUUCUUUCGUUUUCUGUUGUUGUCACUGGGAAGAUCUCAUCGCCUCCUACUUUUUACGCUACUCUUGGUGGGAUCGCAGCUGCAUUCAUUUCUGUGUUCUGGUCAUUUGGCUACAUUCGGCUCUCUGAGAAGCUGCGAAAAACCGCAAAUGAUCCUUCCAAGGCACCUCCUCGUGCUGAUGUUGUGAAAAGUUUGAAAAAUGGUAUAGUAUUGAAUCUUUUGGGAAUGGGUGCUGCCAUUCUUGGCAUGCAAGCCACAGUAGGAUCGUUGGUUGCAAAGGCUCUAACUUCCUCGGCAAAUCCUUAUUACCAGCAAAUCUCUCCUGGCUACAGUCCAGUUCUUGCAUUGGAUGUGUUUUUGGUUCAGGCUUCUGCAAACACCAUCCUUUCUCAUUUUCUGGGGCUCGUAUUCUCCUUGGAACUCUUGCGCUCGGUGACACUACCCCCGUCAGAAAGUCUUCCAGUCUUUAAGGUGGCAUAA
Dovyalis caffra is the source of this 879-nucleotide messenger RNA. Lineage: Eukaryota; Viridiplantae; Streptophyta; Magnoliopsida; Malpighiales; Salicaceae. The record is from the annotation of a GenBank genome assembly.